GAAAGAGAGAUGAAUUAUUUAUUAUUAAAUAUAGGUUUGUAAGUGUGAAGAGUAGUGGGAAGAGGAAGUGGAAAUGGCGACGGCGACGGCGACUUGCUUCCUGUGUCCGUCUCCGGGGAGUUUCAAAGGCAGUGAGAUGCCGAUAGCAAGAUUCAGAUGCUGCAGCAGCAGCAGCGGCAGCAGCAACAGCGUCUCGCUCAAUACUCGAACGGAGCCCCGACCCGUAACCACCUUCGUCAAAGCGUUUGCUCCCGCCACCGUUGCCAAUCUCGGUCCCGGCUUCGACUUCCUAGGCUGCGCCGUCGACGGAAUCGGGGACAUUGUCUCCGUCAGGGUCGACCCACAGGUUCACCCCGGCGAGAUACGCAUCUCCGACAUCACUGGCCAGGCCCCCGACAAGCUCAGCAAAAACCCUCUAUGGAACUGCGCUGGCAUCGCCGCCAUCGAAGUCAUGAAAAUGCUCUCCAUUCGAUCCGUCGGCCUCUCGCUCUCCCUGCAGAAGGGCCUGCCUCUGGGAAGCGGUCUGGGAUCGAGCGCCGCCAGCGCCGCCGCUGCGGCCGUGGCGGUGAACGAGAUGUUUGGGAAGAGAUUGAGCGUGGAGGAUCUUGUUGUGGCGUCGCUGAAAUCUGAAGAGAAGGUUUCGGGGUAUCACGCGGACAACGUGGCCCCGUCGAUCAUGGGGGGUUUCGUGCUGAUUCAGAGCUACGAGCCGCUGCAGUUGAUAGAGCUGAAGUUUCCUGCGGAGAAGGAGCUGUAUUUCGUGCUGGUGAGUCCUGAAUUCGAAGCCCCGACGAAGAAGAUGCGCGCAGCGCUCCCCGGCGAGAUUGGGAUGGCGCACCACGUUUGGAAUUGCAGCCAGGCUGGCGCUCUGGUGGCGUCGGUGUUGAAGGGUGACGUGGUUGGUCUGGGGAAGGCUUUGUCCUCUGACAAGAUCGUUGAGCCCCGCCGUGCCCCCUUGAUUCCCGGCAUGGAGGCUGUUAAGAAGGCUGCCCUUCAGGCUGGGGCCUUUGGCUGCACCAUCAGCGGCGCUGGCCCCACCGCCGUCGCCGUCAUUGACAAUGAGCCCACCGGACAUGCCAUUGCCCAACACAUGAUUGACGCCUUUCUCCACCACGGCAAUUUGAAGGCUUCUGGAAAAGUCUUGCAACUCGAUCGCCUUGGUGCCAGACGCAUUCUAGAUUGACUUCUAUCUCAGUCUCUUCCUUUCCUAUGCCAAAACAAUUUCACUGGGAAAACUGUAUCAGAAAAGAUGGGAAUCAACCGAGAGAAAGUGGAGAAUUAAUAGAGAAGAGUAAUACCAACAGCCUGUCUUUUUCACUGCACAAAAUUCUUUAAAAGCACAUUCCAUUUGCUGUGCCUAGUGUUUUUUCUCCCUUCAUUACUUCUCAUAUCACCCUCCACGUGUCCCUUAUUCUUAACAAACUUUUUCUCACCCACGUUUCUCACAUUUGUAUUUGUUACACUUGCACAAAUUGUUCUGAUGAAUCACUCUACUCACUCUCUAUGUCAAAGAAAAAACUGUUGCCAUGUUUUUUAUUAGCCUCAUCCUCAUCAAAAACAUUAAUGAUAUUAUAUAAAAUGAAGACCUUUUUCAGAUCAGAUUAUUGCUGAUCUAUUUUGCCUCUGAACAUUCAUAUGCAUCAUUCAUUGUGUCAGGUCAGGACAAGUCCACUCGCAUUUUGUUCCCAACCCCACCGUUUCUGUACUAAGCUUCUUGAAAUUGUUGUGAUAUUCUGAUUAAAUCUUGAGUUUAGAAUUUUGAAUUGCGUAUCCUUUUUAAAUGCAUUCCAUGGCAGAAAUUCCAUACAAUCUGUCUCGGUUUUUGUUAUUUGUAACCAGUGGUUGAUCUAGCUCUGAAUGAAUUCUU
Messenger RNA from Vigna unguiculata (cowpea), 1867 nucleotides. RefSeq names its product homoserine kinase-like. The record is from RefSeq and is a predicted model, not a curated record. Gene Ontology annotation, molecular function: homoserine kinase activity; ATP binding. Gene Ontology annotation, biological process: L-threonine metabolic process. Lineage: Eukaryota; Viridiplantae; Streptophyta; Magnoliopsida; Fabales; Fabaceae.